Molecule: messenger RNA, 1086 nt
Organism: Capronia coronata CBS 617.96
Lineage: Eukaryota; Fungi; Ascomycota; Eurotiomycetes; Chaetothyriales; Herpotrichiellaceae
Exons: 3
Coding region: 1-1086 (361 amino acids)
Source: RefSeq, a predicted model, not a curated record
AUGUCGCGACUUUCUAAAGACUCCCAAGCCGGCAGCCAUCACAUGGACCUAGACCCUAAAUAUGACGACUACGACUUUCCCACAACUUCUCCCGAGACACAACCGGGGCAUCCAGGCCACACAACAAAGGAGCAGGAUGCACAGGUACACCAGCUCCGAGCAAUGUUGGAACAAGAAGGCUACAAGGAGAGGCUGGACACUUUGACCUUGCUGCGCUUUCUAAGAGCCCGGAAAUUCCAUGUCGAGGCCGCGAAGCAGAUGUUUAUCAAAAAUGAGCACUGGCGCAAGGAGUUCGGCGUCGAUGACCUAGUCCGCAACUUUGAGUACACGGAAAAGGAUCAGGUCUUCCAAUACUAUCCCCAGUACUACCACAAGACGGACAAGGAUGGUCGGCCCGUCUACAUCGAGCAAUAUGGGAAAAUCGACCUUAACGCCAUGUACAAGAUCACCACCGCAGAACGCAUGAUUCAAAACCUUGUUGUGGAAUACGAGAAGGUUGCCGACCCGCGUCUCCCUGCCUGCAGCCGAAAAGCCGGCAAGCUUCUCGAGACCUGUUGCACGAUCAUGGACAUGAAGGGUGUCGGCGUGACCAAGAUCCCAUCCGUCUAUGGUUAUCUCAAGUCGGUCAGUGCCAUUUCCCAAGAUUACUACCCAGAACGACUGGGUAAAUUGUACAUCAUCAAUGCGCCAUGGGGAUUCAGCAGUGUCUUCAACUUCAUCAAAGGUUUCCUCGAUCCGAUCACAGUGGCCAAGAUUCAUGUGCUUGGCUCAAACUACCUGCCGGAACUCCUCAAGCAGGUGCCCGCAGAAAAUCUUCCCAAGAUCCUCGGCGGGGCUUGCGAGUGCGAGGGCGGUUGCCAGUAUAGCGACGAAGGUCCUUGGAAAGAUCCCCAGUGGGUUAGACCCCCGAAGUGGGCCAGGCAAGAUCCUGUGACCGGCAAGGAUGCUGCGAACACUGUCCAGCCAGCGCCCACCGGUGGUGCUCAGGAUCCGUUAACGGCAGGUAAGCCUGCUCCCGCGUCGGCACCCGCCGAGGCAGAAAACGCUCCUGCAGAGGGUCCCAAGAUGCCUCUGGCAGGUGCUUAG